This is a messenger RNA of Lineus longissimus, 3742 nucleotides long. Its product is annotated as probable ATP-dependent RNA helicase DHX37. Gene Ontology annotation, biological process: maturation of SSU-rRNA from tricistronic rRNA transcript (SSU-rRNA, 5.8S rRNA, LSU-rRNA). The record is from RefSeq and is a predicted model, not a curated record. The transcript has 21 exons. Gene Ontology annotation, cellular component: intracellular anatomical structure; nucleolus. The coding region runs from base 81 to 3494 and encodes 1137 amino acids. Lineage: Eukaryota; Metazoa; Nemertea; Pilidiophora; Heteronemertea; Lineidae. Gene Ontology annotation, molecular function: RNA binding; helicase activity; ATP binding.
UCGGCCCACGUGGUGAAAAUUUGCUAUUUUUGUAAAUAAUGGUUAUGUUACAAGUUAUUUCAUCUAGCUGAGCCAAAAUCAUGGGUAAACAAAAACGAACACAUAACUGGCAAGCCAGGAUUCAGAAAGAUGUGUCUGUUGAUAGAUCUGAAGAGAAAAAGAUAAAACUAGACCUUGGUAACAAAACUGAUGAUGGUUAUGAAGAGGACACCAACCAACUUGUUCUGCCAAGCAAGAAAAGAAAGACUGUGGUGAAAGAGGAUGCCAAGUCAAAGAAGAGACUCCUUAAUAAGAAACAAAGGAAAAGGCUAGAAAAAAUAGUGGAACAGAAAGAAAAGAAACAAAAGAGGGCCGGGCUGCUGGAGUCAUUAGCUGCUAUACAAGCUAGUCAUGAUGAAUUAAAACUUCUGACAUCUACGGCUGAUAUUCAUAGUGGUAAAAAAAACUGGAAUGUUAAACUUGAACAGACAGCGUCUGGUGAUGUGAAGAUCAAUGCUAUAAGUGGUAGCAAUAAAAAACCAAAGAGAAAAGUGACAGAAAAGGUGGAAAAGAAAAAAGUUGAGGAGGAAAGUUCGUCAGAGUCAUCAUCGGAAGAUGAAGAGGAGGAAGAGGAGGAGGAGGAAAUUGAGGUUGAGGAUGACAAAGUUGAUGAUGUUGUUGCUCAGGACGAAGUUACAAAGCAGAAGCCUUUUGAAGAUGACAGAGAGUCAAGAUGUGUAAAGGAAACAGUUAAGGCUCCUAAACAUGCAAUGCCAGGGAAGCACAUUCCAGUAACACAUAUUCCUCUGAGGAGAAAACCUAACAUACAAGAACAGCGCUUGAAGUUACCCAUUCUUGGUGAGGAGCAGGUGAUUAUGGAAACCAUCAAUGAAAACCCUGUUUGCAUUCUCUGUGGAGAGACCGGAUCGGGCAAAACUACUCAAGUCCCUCAAUUCCUUUACGAAGCAGGAUAUGCACACAAUGGUGGUAUCAUUGGAAUAACUGAACCAAGGAGGGUAGCAGCCAUCAGUAUGUCACACAGGGUUGCUGAGGAAAUGAACUUGUCAACCAGAGAGGUGUCCUAUCAGAUCAGAUACGAGGGCAAUGUGACUGAUGACACGAAGAUGAAGUUCAUGACUGAUGGUGUCCUACUCAAAGCUAUACAAAGGGAUUUUCUCCUGACUUCAUACAGUGUGAUCAUUAUUGAUGAAGCCCACGAGAGGAGUGUCUACACUGAUAUUCUGAUUGGUUUAUUAUCGAGAAUUGUACCCCUCAGGCACAAGAAAGGCAACCCCUUAAAGUUGAUCAUCAUGUCGGCCACAUUGAGAGUAGAAGAUUUCACAGAAAACAGACGAUUGUUCAAAGAAACUCCACCAGUCAUCAAGAUUGAUUCGAGGCAAUACCCAGUCACGAUACAUUUCAAUAAAAGAACACCUGGGGAUGACUACCUGGGUGAAACAUUCAAAAAGAUUAGUAAAAUUCAUCGUAUGUUGCCUGAGGGUGGUAUCCUGGUGUUUGUGACUGGUCAGAAUGAAGUGCACUCCUUGUGCAGGAAACUCAAGCAGAUGUUUCCCUACGUGAAGAAAACGCAACAAGAAGAACAGGAGGCUGAGGCAACAGAAUCGAAAUCUAAAAUGAAUUUACCUAAGAUAAGCCUUGACAGUUACUCUACCCUACCAUUCGGUGAUGAAGAAGCAGACAUGGAGAAGGCAGAGGAGGAGGAUGAGUUCAAUGAAGUAGACGACAGAGACAGUAAUAGUGAGGAGGAGGAGGGGCCUGAGGGGGUGUCGGAGAACCACCAACCACUUUAUGUCCUGCCACUGUAUUCAUUACUCUCAUCAGACAAACAGAAGAAGGUCUUCAAGCCACCACCAGUUGGCAGCAGACUCUGUGUUGUGGCCACAAAUGUGGCAGAGACGUCCCUUACCAUUCCAGGUGUCAAAUAUGUGAUCGAUGCUGGGAAGGUCAAGACGAAGUUUUACGAUAAAGUGACCGGUGUAUCAACAUUUCAAAUUACUUGGACUUCAAAAGCUUCAGCGAAUCAGAGGGCUGGACGAGCUGGAAGGACUGGACCUGGUCACUGUUAUAGGUUAUACUCGUCGGCUGUGUUCAAUGAUGAGUUUGAAAAGUUUGCGCAACCAGAAAUGACCAGACGACCAGUCGAUGACCUCGUGCUCCAGAUGAAGGACAUGAAUAUUGACAAAGUGGUCAAUUUCCCUUUUCCUACGCCACCUAGUCAAGAAGCAUUGCUUGCUGCGGAGAGACUGCUAACCAACCUUGGUGCUUUGGAACCACAGCAGAAAAGGAAGAAAGGUGCAAAGAAUGUUCCAAGUGCCCGUAUAACACCUCUUGGAAGGACGAUGGCUUACUUCCCAGUGUCGCCGAGAUACGGCAAAAUGUUAGCAUUAGGACACCAGCACGAUCUCCUACCGUAUGUUGUAGCCAUUGUCGCUGCCCUAUCAGUCCAGGAAGUCUUCAUAGAGACAAUGGCGCCACCAACUAAUGAUCAAGAGAAAGAAGAAUUCAAGCAGAAGAGAGUGUUCAUGAUGAAUGUGAGGAAGAAUUGGGCAGGAAUGGGUCACUCUUUACUCCUUGGUGAUCUGAUGGUUCUGUUGAAGGCCGUCGGUGCAUGUGAAUACGCUGGCUGCACACCAGGCUUCUGUGGCCAGCAUGGCAUACGUCUAAAGGCUAUGAAAGAGGUCAGGAAGCUCCGGGCUCAACUGACUAAUACAGUUAACAGUGUUCUCUCCAAUGCUAAUCUCGUUCUCGACCCGAAGAUGACACCACCCUCUGAUCUCCAGGCAAAGCUUCUGCGACAGAUAGUAUUAUCAGGUCUUUCUGAUCAUAUAGCAAGGAGACUUCCAGACCCCGUCUCAGGUACUUCAGAAGAAAAGAAAAAGAAAAAGAAUGCAUACGAGACAAUGAUUCUUGAAGACCCAGCGUUCGUCCAUCCAAAUUCCGUUCUCUACAAACAGAAUGCUCAGUUUGUCCUGUUUCAAGAGAUAGUGGAAACCUCCAGGCUUUACAUGAGGGGCGUAUCAGUCGUUGAACCUGAAUGGCUGCCCACUUUUGCCCCACAUCAUUGUCAGUUCUCCAAGCCGCUGGAUGAUCCUCCCCCACGGUAUGACCGGGAUAUAGGAAGUGUGAUGUGUAACAUGACAGCCUGUUAUGGUCGGUGUUCCUGGGAGCUCCCUGUUGUAGAGUUAGAGUAUCCAACGAGUCUAGAAAAGUACAAGUACUUUGCGAAGUUCCUGUUGGAAGGUGCUGUAUUUCCGUUGCUGAAGAAAUUCACUGCUGUCCUCUUAUCGACCCCAGCGACGAUGAUCAAGUCUUGGGCCAAACUCCAGCCACGUACAGAAACCUUGCUCAAAGCCCUUGCCGCAGAAGGUUGUGAUAGCAAGACACAUCUUGAAAAAGCAUGGAAAAAAGAUCCCAAUUAUUUAUACCGAGAAUACACCGAGUGGAUCCCCCAAUCAUUACACAUGGAACUCAAACAACUAUGGCCACCGUUAUGACCAUCUUCCAUAGGAUACAUAAACUGGUGCUUGGGUUCAGGAAUGGAUAGGAUGUUUUAGACUUUUGUAAAGCUGUGAUGAUUCCGCCAUUGGUGUCUUUAUUUGAGUACUUUACACCCGUCAGAACUCGGUAGGAGAUUCUUUAGAAACCAACUUGGACCUUCACUUCAGUUGCUGAAUACUGGUAUAUUGGCUUUGAACCUUGUUGCUGGUUAAGAUUGAAAUAUCCUGUUGAACUGAGAUCGAAU